AUGAAGCACGACGCCCUGCGCGCAGAAUACGCGUCUGCGCUCGCGGCCACCGACGGCGAUGUGUCCGCUGCGCGCAUCGAGGACCUGAAACGGCAGCUCGACGCCAUUGUGUACCCCGUCGCACACCUCCCCACCGAAAUCACGCAAUCGAUCUUUGAGCAGCUCGUCGCGCCGCCCGACGCGACGGACGACCGGUGGUGGAUGGCGCCUUUAAGCUUGCCGGAGUUAACACCGACCUCCGCGCCGAUGCUGCUGAUGCAGGUCUGCGCCGGCUGGCGCGCGAUCGCGCUGCGGCUCCCGGCGCUGUGGGCGGCGGUGAAGAUCGUGUUCCGCGGGCCGGACCGGGGGCCGCCGGAGGGGGACUUGGCCACCUGGAUGACGGUGGCGUGCCCGGCGCCGCGGGUGCUCGCGCUGGAAGGGCGGGUGGUGGGGCGGGAGCGCGCGCACGUGGAGGCGGUGCUGACGAAGCACGCGGCGGGCGUGACGCAUCUCGGAGCCGCCCGCUGCCGGGCGCUGCGCGGGGCAUACGUCACGCUCACCCCGGGGCCGCUGGACGUCGACAUGGGCCCGUUCCUGCCGCCCGAGUUCGUCCAGCUGUUCCGAAACGCCCCGGCGCUGCACGACGUCACCGUCCACGGCGGCAUCCGCCGCAGCAGCCUCGUGCUCCCGUGGGCGCAGCUCACCGCGCUCAACGGCAGUCGCUGGUCGACCGCGGACUGCUUCGCCGUGCUGCAGGCGUGUCCGCGGCUAAAAAAGGCAACAUUCACCGACCCAUACAACGUGCCACUCUCGCCGCUCGCCGGCCCGGUCCGGCACGCCGCGCUCGAGGAGCUCCAGUGCUCCCCGCUCCCGACGCAGCUCCUGCACCUCUUCCAGCCGCCCAACCUCACGUUCCUCAGCACGUCGCACGCGCCGCAGCCCCCGCUGCACGCGCUCCUCCCGACCUUCAUGGCGCCGUUCGCGUCCACACUGACCGGGUUCAACUACUCUGCCCACCUCGACUCGGACGCGGACCCGCUCGCGGUCACGUGGCUCGAGCCGCUCGUCGCGCUGGACAUGCUCACGCUCAUGCGCCCCGGGGAGGCGGUCACGCGCGCGCUGCUGCUCCGCCUCGACCGCGCCGCGCACCCGCACUUCCUCCCGCGCCUGCGCCAGCUCGUCAUCCGCAAGCAGCAGCUCUUCGUCGACCUCGCCGUCGUCAAGGCCGCGUGGACGCGCUGCCCGUGCGUUCCGUACGACGAGUUUUUUCCGCCCGAGGACGCCGAGCCCGCCGGGCCGACGUCCCCCGCGCCGGAGCCCGGGCCGGCACCGGCGCCGGACGCGCCCCUGCAAACGCUCGACGCGCUCGUGUUCAUCCACCACCCGUUCCCGCCGAGCGACGCGUACCCCGGCCUCGGCGGGCCGGACGCCGUGGGCGACGUCGACUGGGACGCGCUCGCGGACCUCGUCUGGGCGACCGAGGACGCGGAGGGCCGCCCGAAGAUGGCCGUGCACGUCGGCACGGAGCGCGAGAAUUUCGUGGUGCCGUGGGACCCGGAGGAGGAGGAGGCGGGGGAUGAAGAAGAAGACGCAGCCGGGGAGGCGAAACUUGACUCUUGA
Messenger RNA from Mycena indigotica, 1599 nucleotides. RefSeq names its product F-box domain-containing protein. The record is from RefSeq and is a predicted model, not a curated record. The transcript has 2 exons. Lineage: Eukaryota; Fungi; Basidiomycota; Agaricomycetes; Agaricales; Mycenaceae. The coding region runs from base 1 to 1599 and encodes 532 amino acids.